Molecule: messenger RNA, 10171 nt
Organism: Lates calcarifer (barramundi perch)
Lineage: Eukaryota; Metazoa; Chordata; Actinopteri; Centropomidae
Product: neuron navigator 1-like
Biological process (GO): nervous system development; neurogenesis; microtubule bundle formation
Cellular component (GO): microtubule cytoskeleton; axon initial segment
Molecular function (GO): ATP hydrolysis activity
Source: RefSeq, a predicted model, not a curated record
CUUCCUCAUUCCUCUUUGGCUCGUUGUCGUCCAGCAUUGAUUUGCCCCGACUCGCUUUAAAGCAGCACGUGGGUCUAAAUUGUAUUACUGUAAACUGCAUCAUGCGGUUAAGUGUAGCUCAUCUCUGGAGAGCCGGUUAGUCUACACCACACUGUGCCGAAGAUUGACAAAUGUUGGACAUUGAUUUUAUUCAGAUCUCACUCCAGUGACACUCACCAACAAUGAGCAGUGGAGUGAAUGUCAAAGUCAUAUCUCAGAGCCAGAGUGACGCAGGUGUCAGCUCUAGUCUUCCUUUACCUCGAAGCAUGCUGCCACUCUCCAAGAUGGAUCCCAAACAGCAGUACAGCGGUCUCCCCAACCCUACAGUGCGCUAUCAGCAUGCUGCCAAAAGACGGCCUUCCUACUCUUCAUCUUCGGUGUCCUCAGGUCCUGCAGAGCUGCUGAGAGGUGCAGCUUUAAAGAACCACCUGCUGCAGCAAAAGAGCAGUGUGUAUUCUCACAGAAGCCCAGCAGCUACAGAGCGAAGCGAUGGAACGUGCUCAGCAUACAGUAGCCCUCAGGUACCAAAAAGAGAAGUCCCACGGUCUAAAGAUACACUGGACCUCCGCAACAGCAUGCUGACCCAGAAGGCUUUGCGGGACCUCCAGUUAAGACGAAACGUCAACAAGAACUGGACCUUUGGGAAAUAUCGCCUCAGGAGUGUGGACAAUGCAGAUGAUGAUGAUGCCUUGUGCCGGCUCCCGGCUAACGUCCAGCAAGUCCAGGGAAGAGGGCGUCAUCUUUUUACUAAAGGUGCAACAAAUGGUAAUGAGAUAUCAGCGGUGUCCACGGGUGGAACUGCGGAACUCCAGAAAGAGCUUAGCAACAUUUCCAACCAGGAACGGGGAGCUUCUGAGGGACAGGUGUCCAGCGACAAAUCAAAGUCUUCUUAUCAGACAUGCAACAUGCCACGGAGAGGGAGUGAGCCGGGGAAAGUCAACAUGGCUGCUGUUGCUCCCUUCAGGUUCAGGUUUCAAAUUCAUGAGGACACAGAUGCCACCCUGGAUGAUCUGAGUGACUGCUCCUCUGACUCCAUGGAGGUCUGCUGUGAUGAUUUGGGAGGCAUGCUUGGAAAUAGUGUGAAAGGCAGAGGAGAUUUGAAAAUGGAAAGGACGGAUAGCACAAAGGCAUACGGCCAAACAGAUGGCAAAGGAGUUGGUAUGGCAGCUAAGAGGGCAAAGUCUGGAGUGCCCCAGAGCACGCAGCGGGGUGAACUGAAGGUUUACCGGGCAGGUAGCUCUGAGGGCAGGCUACCUGUGCCCUCCAAUCUCCGCAAGCAGAGGUCUAUGACAAACCUGGCUGUACUCACUGAUGCUGAGAAGAAGUUGCAUCUUUAUGAGCCAAAGUGGUGUGAUGACAUGGCCAAGCCCGGAGCAGGGCAGACCAAGAUGGGCAAGCCAAAGACAGCGGGAGGCGGCACCGGUACCGGAGGGGGCGCCCCUCUCUCUCGAAACCUAUCCAAAUCUGAGCAUUCGCUGUUCCAGGGCAAACCUAAGCCCUUCAGCCCGCUGGCAGCUCCCUCUGCCCUGAGCAAGCAGAGCCGCAUACCUCGUGGCCCUUACGCUGAGGUGAAGCCCCUGAGCAAAGCACCUGAGGAUGGAAAGUCAGAUGACGAGAUCCUCUCCAGCAAGGCAAAGGCCAACGCUAAGAAACAGGGAGCCGGGGCCGGAGGGGAGUCCGGUUCCAAAGGCCAGGUGGAGGAAGGGGGAGACAAGCCCUUCCUGAAGGUGGACCCAGAGCUGGUGGUGACAGUGCUGGGUGACCUGGAGCAGCUGCUCUUCAGUCAGAUGUUAGACCCUGAGUCUCAGAGGAAACGGACCGUGCAGAAUGUCCUUGACCUCCGCCAGAAUUUGGAGGAUACCAUGUCAAGUUUGCGGGGCUCCCAGCUUAGCCAUAGCUGUCUGGAAAGCAGUAAUGUGGGCUAUGACAGUGAUGAGACCAACGCUCGCAGCAUAUCUAGCCUGUCCAACCGCUCUUCACCUCUCUCCUGGCGCCAUGGCCAGUCCAGCCCCCGUCUCCAGGCAGGUGACGCCCCAUCCGCCACGGGUGGGGGAUACCAGGGGAGUAAGACUGGCUCCCAGUAUACCGCCCAUACCAUGCCCGCUCGCUGCUCUAGCCGACUCAGCAGCACGUCUCGCAUCGAGCUCAUCGAAGGGCUGGAUGUGGACGACACCGAUCUCAAGUCUGGUUACCUGAGUGACAGUGACCUUCUAGGAAAGAUCCUGCCUGAUGACGAUGAUGACAACCUGGCAAACGGCUGGGAUGAAAGCAGCUCCAUAAGCAGCGGGCUCAGUGAUGGUGAUGGCGAUGGCUCGGAGAACCUCAGUUCAGAGGAGUUCAAUGCCAGCUCCUCUCUUAACUCCCUCCCAAGCACACCCCUGGGAUCCAGACGGAACUCUUCUGUUAUGCUCCGCACUGAUGCAGAGAAGCGCUCCCUGGUGGAAAGCGGACUGUCUUGGUAUAGCGAGGAUGGUAAGGCCAGCCACAAGCUUGAUAGUUGCAGCUAUGAAACAGGGAGCCUCAAGACAGAGGCCCCAAGCAAGUGGCGAAAGAAGCCUCCGAGCCUCAGUGAAGAUUUAGGGGGUAAAGGUGAACUGAAGAAGCCACAAAGUUUGGGUCAGCCAGGGAGUUUCAAGAAGGGUCGUAAUCCUCCUGUGGGCGUGACCUCCCCCAUCACCCAUACCUCUCAGAGCGUGCUCAGAGUUGCAGCACCUAAAAGUGAGAAGCCACUGGACAAAUCCAAGAUUUCCAUUAAAACUGCUGGUCUGCAACGGUCUCGUUCUGACGCCGGCAGGGAUCAUCAUGGAGAGCACCGCAAGCCGCCAUCAGGUUUAGUUAAACCCUCUGCUGGAGCCUCCUUUGGGUACAAGAAACCACCAACAGCCACUGGUACCGCCACUGUUAUGACAGCAGGGGGCGCCACCAUCUCCAGUGGCUCUGCUACUGUAGGGAAAACCCCCAAGUCCUCUGGCAUCCCUGUGAAGCCUGUGGGAGGAGGAACACCCUCUGGUCGCAAAAACAGUUUUGAUGCCAGCAGUGAGCAGAGCUUCCUGGGGCCAAACGCCCGAAACAGCAUUCAGUACCGCAGCCUGCCUCGACCGGCCAAAUCAAGCACGCUCAGUGUGAUUGGUCGCCCUGCAACUCGGCCUGUCAGCGGCAGCAUUGACCCCAGCCUCUUGAGUUUGAAACCUGUGCCCGUGGCUUCUGCAGGGCCUAGGGUUAAAGAGCCUAGUAGCUGCAGCAGUAAAAUGGCUAAUCGAACAAGCACAGGCCCAGUGAAUCAGACAGACAGAGAGAAGGAGAAGGAGAGAGCCAAGGCCAAGGCUGUGGGCGUUGACAUAGACUGUGGCUCUUUGAAAGGAGAGGGGACUCAGUCUGAAUCAACAGGAGAGUCUGCCGUGAAACUACACGGCCUGAGACGGACCAGCAGCAGCAAAUACCCCGAACUGUCAUCACCCACCACACCAAGGAUGCUGAACACCAAGUCACUGGGUCGUCCACCCAGCCUGGCUCACCUGGACAAAGUCAACUCUAACAGUCUCGACUCCUGCGUGACCAUCCAGGACCUCCCACCCAAAGUCCCCCCCUACUCCAAGCUUCAGGACUUGGCUGGUUCCCACACAACUGCCCGCCUCAUCCCCAGCCCAGCGCCUGUCCUCCACAUCGAUUCCCCCAGUUCCUACACCAGUGAAAGCCUGAGUCUGAGCGGUUCACCCCUCCUCUAUCCCAAACUGUCUGGCAUGCACCGCAGCAUGGAGUCCCUGCCCCUCCAGAUGAGCGUACCCUCCAGCGCAAGGUUUGUCACAACUGAGAUGCAUAACAAGGAGGAGAGGGGUACGGGAACCUGGGGGGCUGGGAGCAGAACAUCCCUCAACCUCUCAGAUAGCUUACAAACAGACAGAAAUACCUUGCCGAAGAAAGGCUUAGAGCGCUAUGGCUCAAGCCUGUCAGAGAGUGAUGGAAGCAAACCGGGAAGGCGCCACUCCCACACGAUAGUCAGCAUGACAGAGAGCGAUAGCCCCCCUCAGCUGCCUUCUCCCACCCGUCCACUCCACCCCUCCUCCAGCAAGGCUCCUCUCACCAACGUGGUUGCCCCAAUUUCCAGUGGCACUCCAAGGAUAUCACGCUCUAACAGCAUAGGCCCCCCUAGUGACUCAGCCUGCGAUCUCUAUGGAACCUCCCCCCUGGGCAGCAGUAUGUCCCUGGCUGACCGUCCAAAAAGCAUGAUGCGGUCUGGGUCUUUCCGUGAACCAGGGGACGAUGUGCACGGCUCUGUACUGUCUUUGGCGUCCAAUGCUUCAUCCAACUAUUCUGCGAAUGAGGAGAGGAUACAAGGGGAGCAAAUCCGCAAGUUGAGGCGUGAGCUGGAAAACUCGCAGGAAAAGGUUGCUGACUUGACCAUGCAGCUUUCUGCCAAUCUAGGCCAGGCUAAUCUGGUAGCAGCAUUUGAGCAGAGCCUGGCGUUGAUGACGGCACGCCUCCAGACCCUGUCGGUCUCCUCAGAGCAAAAGGACUCUGAGCUCACUGAGCUGAAGGAGACCAUUGAGAUUCUGAAGGCCAAAAAUACAGAGGCCCAAGAAAUCAUUCAGGGGGCUCUCAGUAAUCCAGACAUCACACCUAAAGAGCUGCUGAUCAAUCGCCAGAAUUCCUCAGAGAGCAUCUCCAGCCUCACCAGCACCACCAGCCAUUCAAGUAUGGGCAGUCUUAAAGAGCAGGAGGCCAAGAAGAAGAAGAAAAAGAGCUGGUUGCGCAGCUCCUUCAAUAAGGCUUUUAGUAAGAAGGGCUCCAAGCCAUCAGGGCCGUAUGCUGACAUCGAGGAGAUUUCCACCCCAGAAUCCUCUGCACCUUCUUCCCCCAAGGUUCACCAUGACAGUGAUAAUCAACCCACAAUGAAAUCCUUAACCUCUGCUUCAUCGUCAGGACUCUGUGAAGGAGGUGAGGCAGUGGAUGAUAAGGUUGUAACAGAACUGCGUACAGAGCUGUGGGAGAAGGAGCGGAAACUGACUGACAUCCGUCUAGAAGCUCUAAGCUCUGCUCAUCAGCUGGAGCAGCUACAGGACGCCAUGAACAGCAUGCAGAGAACAGUGGAGAACCUGAAGGCUGAGAAUGACCAGCUGAAGACGGGUGGUCUGUCCCCCUGUCCAUCUCCUGGACCCUCCAGCUCUGUCUCCCAGUCCUCAGGUCUCACCACGCUGGGAAAUUCAUCACCUCGACAGUCAGUAGCCAUGCACAUGCCCAAAAGCUACAGCAGAGGGAUGAGUGAGGGGAGCAGCUCAGAUGUCCACUCUGCAGAUUCUCUCAGCCUUUCCUCACAGAGAGAUGACCAUCGUGUUAGGGUGGUGGUUUGUGCUGCAGACUUACAUGUCUUCAAAGAUGAGGUUAAGCAGCAGGAUUUCUUUGUGGGCACUGUCAGGGUGAAUGGCAGGAUGGACUGGACCAUGCUGGAUUCAGCUGUCAGCCAGGCUUUCAAGGUGUACAUAGCUAAAGUGGACCCCACCUCCAGUCUGGGCCUGUCUACUGACUCCAUCUACAGUUACAGUAUGGGUCACAUUAAGAGAGUGCUGGGAGGAGAGGCUCCUGAGACCCAGCCCUCUCGCUGCAUGUCUCGAGGCCCCAGCAGCAUCACUGUGUCUCUGAAAGGUUUGAAGGAGAAGUGUGUGGACAGCCUGGUAUUUGAAACCCUAAUUCCCAAACCCAUGAUGCAACACUACAUCAGUCUGCUCCUCAAACACCGCCGUCUCAUCCUGUCUGGACCGAGCGGGACGGGUAAGACCUACCUCGCUUCCCGGCUGGCUGAGUACCUGGUGGACCGCAGCGGCCGCGAAGUCACCGAUGGUAUCGUGGUCACUUUCAACAUGCACCGCCAGUCAUGCAAGGAUCUCCAGCUUUAUCUUUCCAACUUGGCCAAUCAAAUAGAUCGGGAAACAAGCACAUCAGAAAUACCGCUGGUAGUCAUCCUGGAUGAUGUUCAUGAUCCUGCUUCCAUCAGCGAACUUGUCAAUGGCGCUCUCACCUGCAAAUAUCACAAAUGUCCUUACAUUAUUGGAACAAGCAAUCAGCCAGUGAAGAUGACUGCAAACCAUGGUCUGCAUCUCAGCUUCAGGAUAGUGACCUUCUCCAACAAUGUGGAACCAGCCAACGGCUUCCUGGUGCGAUAUUUGCACAGGAAGCUGAUGGAGUCGGAGGAUGAGACAAACUUGACCAAUGAAGACCUGAUCAAGGUGUUAGACUGGGUGCCUAAGCUCUGGUAUCACCUUCACACCUUCCUGGAGAAGCACAGCACAUCAGACUUCCUCAUUGGCCCAUGCUUUUUCCUGUCAUGUCCAGUCACAGUAGAUGAGUUUAGGUCAUGGUUCAUUGAUCUUUGGAACCACUCUAUUAUUCCAUACCUGCAGGAGGGGGCCAAGGACGGCAUUAAGGUCCAUGGCCAGAAGGCUGUAUGGGAGGACCCAGUAGAGUGGGUGAGGGGCACUCUGCCUUGGCCGUCUGCCCAGCAGGACCAGGCAAAACUGUUCCACCUUCCUCCCCCCAGCAUCGGCUCCAGCAGCCCAGGUCAGCCCUGCGAGGAGAGGCCUCACAAGGAGACUCCACCCAGCUCCAUGGAAUCUGAUCCCCUGAUGGCAAUGCUUCUGAAACUUCAAGAGGCUGCCAAUUACAUUGAAUCCCCAGACAAAGAAGACCCUAGCCUUCCUAAACUUUGAACACAAAGCUUACACUUUAACACUUAGCACUUCAAAUUUUAUUUUUCUGUCCACUGUACUGACGCAGUGCACAUUCAGGAACAAGUUAAACCCUCAGAAAUGGUUGUAGGGUGAUUUCAACCUCCAUUCCCACAGUAGGUUAAAAGUGUAACUGGGUUAUUACAAAUCAUUUUAAUACAUACAGUAUUUUCAGAAACUGUUCACAAGUAUUGAAUUAAAAACUAUAUUCUAUUACUUUAUGAUAUAUUUGACUGGAUGACAUUCACUUGAGUUCAGGUCCCUUUACCAACAUGUUAGCCCUCAGUACUCUUAGAUCGGUGCUAAUAGAUCAUUAUGAAGCUCAUGAUCUCAGCACUUCAGGUGAUUUCUUCACCAGCACACACAGUCCAUCCUGUGUUGUGCUCAAGUGCAUCAUGGGAUGUGGAGUCCUUGUCAACGGGAGCUACUCUCAAUUCAUGGUUACUCAUUUUGGAAAAGAGUAUGACAGCAUGACAGAUGCUACUGUUUAAUGCAAAGUUCUUUGGUACAUAUCUACUGUAUAAGUCCUUGAAGGCCAAAUCUUAUACAUAUGCAAUCCUGAACUUUACAACCCGAGCAGGUGAAACAAAUAAAAUGCCUUAAGAACAAAGAGGUCAAAGUCAGCUCAACUUCAGCAGAGUAUACUGGUGCUUUCAUCAAUAUCAUCCAGACUAGGAUGGUCAGAAAUCAGUUAUUUCUUCAAGUCUCUACAUUAUUUAUUUCAAUUAAUCAUCUUUAUUUUUCAGAAAACAAAUUAUAUAACAAUGCAGGAUAAAUUGUCAGUGUAUGUUUUCACAUAUUUUUACAUCUACUUUAAUGGUUUAUAAGUUAAAAUUAAACUUGCUGUCAUACUCUUUUUGCACACAACAAAUAGUAUUUAUUAGUGAUGGGAGUUCAUCAAUUUGCCGGUUUUUUUUCCCAAGCACUUAGUUUUACUAACUGCGUUAUGUAAAACAAGCAGUGUCACCAGUGUUGCCAUAUAUAUCAGGUAUUAGAUACUUAUUACACAGGGAUAAUAUGACAUAACAGACACCCUCUGACUAAACAGAAUGAGCAAAUGUUAUUUGAAUCCAAUUCAGAUUUCUUUGUCUAUACAGUUUAUCCAGGAUAGAGAAUGUUUGUUUCAAAUCUCCUCCCCCAUAUUCUGAGUAGUUACUGUAUAUAUUAUGUACAUACAAUCAGGCUACAUCGCAGUUAUUUUAUCUACAUUAGUUGGUGCAAAUAUCUAAUAUACUGAACCAAAUACUGUACUUUAAUCAUGCAUAUUGACUGUCAAUUAAAGGGUUUAAGUUUAACUAAGAAUGUAUAGAAAACACUUAUAAAACAACCAUAUAACAGUAUACAUUGUCUAGUAGGUGCUUUUAAAAGAAGCCUUAUCACGAAGCUCCACUGCAAAACACUUUUAACAAUGGCUGAGUAGAGUGACUUUAAAGCUACCUAUGCCCAUUUCAUUUGCAACAUGCUCUCAUCAAACAGAGUUUUAAAAAAAUCUCUCGUCACUCAUGCUAUUAUCAUCAUUUAGGUACGUAUGGUGCUCUUUAACAGUGUCCCAAACUGUUUUAGUGUUGAAUAAAGGUUAUGUAGAUGUUCAGGGUAGGUUAGCAAAGGUUAUGUGUCAUAGAUCAGUCAAAACACUAAAGAAAUGUGAAAUUGAUCUGGAUGAUGUUUGCUUUUUUUAUCAUUAUUAUUUUUCUUUAGGACGUGUUGUUGACGAAGUGUUGAAGACAUUAUGUAGAGGCAGUGAAGUCAUGUGAGACAUUGUAUGGUGUUAUGCCCAUGUAGAUGUCGUACUGUAUUCAUAUUUAAGAACAUUUUGGGUACACGACACUGAAACAAGCGCAUUAGGAAGAGAACUUGUUCCAAGGGAAGAGUAAAAAGCGGAAGAUUAAAGCUGUUUAUAAAAUACUUUGUGUAGAUUUUUGUAAAGAAGCCCUAAUAGAGUAAAAGACAGAUAUGGUUGUGCAAGUGGUGUCCAAUAAUUCAUCUGUUCAUCCCAAACUGUGUCAUUGUUUUGGUGCUCAGACUAAACUUAACACGUACGCAAACCCUGUAAAUGAAUGUCCGACCACUUUUAUGACAGCUUGAUAAGAAAGUUCAACAUUUUGAAUUGUGUCUGAGCUGCUCAUUGCUUCACUGUUGCACUUUUUGCAUAAGGCUGAUAACAAAACUUGAAGCCGUAGCUCCUGAUUGGUCACCUGUAAACAAAAAAAAUGAAUUAAUUAAACGCAUUACAGAGGAAAAGAUGCCAAAUGGCUGGUGAGUCUCACCCUGCCCGUACGCCGUUUGAGAAUCAUUUGUGCUAUUGUAAAUAUUUCAGGUAUUAGACAGUAUUACUGACCCCACCCUGAUCUGUUUCUGCAGGUUAACAAAAGCCAUCAGCUCAAGCUUCUCAUCUCAUUCACUGGUUGUUGUGCCUGUUGCUCUGUAGUACUGUAGCUGUGAUUUGUGUUUGCUUACUAGUGUUAUCAGGACUAUGCAGCAACUUCUACUGGUGUUGGCAAUCAGCAAAUGUCUGAACUUCACGAGCAAACGCGGUCUCUUUUCAUCUGGUCUGUCUUUAAGUUUUUAACUUGGACCAAACUGCACCAUAGUAUAAAAGUGUAAGCUUGCUUGAGCAGGUGAUACUGAGCCUUAAAGAGAGGAGGAUUUGCUUCGGCGUUGCAUUGAAAACAGGGUUCACAGAUGUAGUUAAAAAAAUUCAGCUUUGGAAGCUGUUUUGUGUGUUUUGUCCUUAUGAAUGGCAACAAAAGUAACGCAACUGGACUUGCAAAUGGUCAAAUGACCAUAAACAAGAUAAAGAUGAUUUAAAAAUCAAAUGAUGAGCCUGUAAUAGUCGGAUGGAAUCAGCUCUUCACAGUUUGCAUAGUUGAUUUUAAGCAGAAUUAAACCAGAUAGCAAGAUAAAUCUGAUAUCUUAGGCCAAUACAGGUUGCUGAAUAGUCAUAUUUUUGCAAAGCUUGUUGUGGACUAAACUAAGAUUUAAAAAAAAAUAUGUUAUGCAGUAUCUAAUGUCACUGAUGUGCAAAUGUUAAGGGUUUCUAAGUGUUGUAAAUGCAUGUAAACUUGCUGUGUGAUGAGGAAAAAAAAUGUUAACAUUGAUGUAUUGUUUAGGAAAAUCAUUCUAGAUAAUGUUUUCCUUUUUAAUACUCAGAUAUUUGAUAUUUCUUUUUUUUUCUAAAGAAUCCUUUGUAAAACUUAAUUUCUCUAUUUUGUACAGGACAUCAUUGUAAAGAUUGUAAAUAGGUCAGCAUUCUGGAUGCGGCAACAAUCAUUGAGGAGGGAAAAAAAAGUCAUCAUUGAGAGAAAGGUAUAUUUCUUCAGAGUUGGGUCCAAUACAUGGAUAAGGCAUGCUUCUGAGGGCUUUCAUCCACCUAUCACUGUUUGUUGGAAUCAAUAAAAUACAUGUUAUAUUUA